Molecule: messenger RNA, 333 nt
Organism: Rotaria sordida
Lineage: Eukaryota; Metazoa; Rotifera; Eurotatoria; Philodinida; Philodinidae
Source: the annotation of a GenBank genome assembly
AUGUUGGUUUGGAAACUAGAGCCAGCAUUAGCAUGUGGUAAUGUGAUUGUAUUGAAACCAGCUAAACAAACACCACUUACUGCACUCUUUUGUGCUUCUGUCAUUAAAGAAGCUGGUUUUCCACCAGGUAUUGCUAACAGUGUACCAGUCGAUAUUCCUGUUCGAACUGCUCAUAGAGCAGUGUUCACUCAUGCAGGUCAAGGAUGUUUUGCUGCAUCAAGGGUAUUUGUUCAUUCCACACUUCACGAUGGCUUUGUGUCUAAAACUGCCGAAUUAGCAAAGAAACGUAUUGUUGGUGAUCCAUUUGAUUCUACAACUGAACAAGGACCAUAG